Messenger RNA from Metopolophium dirhodum (rose-grain aphid), 1317 nucleotides. RefSeq names its product zinc finger MYM-type protein 6-like. The coding region runs from base 1 to 1317 and encodes 438 amino acids. Gene Ontology annotation, molecular function: protein dimerization activity. The record is from RefSeq and is a predicted model, not a curated record. The transcript is spliced from 3 exons. Lineage: Eukaryota; Metazoa; Arthropoda; Insecta; Hemiptera; Aphididae.
AUGAGUAAACAGUCGCAAAUGACGAACUUUUUCAAACAACCGCACAAUACAUCGACUUCUGAUAAUCAAAACUCAAAUAUUACAAAAAAACAUAAUUUGGAUACUACUCAAAAUGUUGAUGAACCAUCACUCAAAAAGGUAAAAAUAUUAAAAUAUAAAGAUAGUUACAUUGAAUAUGGCUUUACAUACUUAAACGAGAAUGGAAAGGAUGUUCCUCAAUGUGUUAUUUGUGAAUUAUUUAGUAAUGAGCACGUGACAAAGAUUAAAAAAAUACCUAUGUCUAAUGAUACGAUAAGUAGAAGAAUAAAUACUAUGUCUAAUGAUAUUGAAAAUCAGCUUAGUGAAAAAAUCAAAAAAUCAAUUUUUUACGCAAUACAGCUCGACGAAUCUACUGAUAUAAAUAAUGAAGCUAUAUUAUUGAUGUAUGUGAGUGCCGUAAACACUCGCAUUUUUAAAGUGAUGUGUGAAGAAAUGGGUUCAGGUUUUAAAAAUUUGCUAUUACACACUCAUGUUCGAUGGUUGUCGCGAGGAAAAGUUUUGACUAGGUUAUUUGAACUGAAAACGGAAGUAGAAGUAUUUUUGAGAGACAACAAAUCACCACUUAGUGAUUAUUUCGAAAAUAAUGUGUGGUUAGCCAAACUUGCAUAUCUUUCCGAUAUAUUUUCAAUUCUUAAUGAAUUAAAUAUAAGUAUGCAAGGUCCACAUACUAAUCUUUUUAUAUCGUACAAUAAAAUUGACGCAUUCCUAAAAAAAAUAAGACUAUGGACAAAUCGAAUAAAAAACUACACAUUUGAUAUGUUUCCAAAUUUUUUUAACAUGACUCAGGAAAAGAUAUUAACAAAAAAUGAAAUAAAUGAAAUGUGUAUUAUCAUAGAAGAACACUUAGGUAGAUUAAGAGAAAAAAUGUCCAAAUAUUUCGACCCCACAAAAGACAUUCGUAAAAAUUGUAAUUGGGUAAUAAAUCCAUUCGUACAAUCUGAUCAAAAUAUACUAUCAUUAACAAAUGAAGAAAAGUUGAUUGAAUUGAGUGCAGAUGUGGGCUUACACGAGAUUUUCAGAAGCAACAAAAAUAUAGGUCAAUUUUGGAUAAAGGUUCAAAAUGAAUAUCCUAGUUUGGCUGAAGAAGCAUUAAAAUUACUUAUUCCAUUUUCUACUACAUAUUUGUGUGAAAAUGGUUUUUCCACAUUAACAACAAUAAAAAAUAAAACUAGAAACCGUCUGGAAAUUUCAUCGGCUAUGAGAAUUAGCUUGACGAAGUCAAUUAAACCAAGAAUUGACGAAAUAAUAUCACAUCAACAGCAACAACCAAGCCAUUAA